Messenger RNA from Spizellomyces punctatus DAOM BR117, 912 nucleotides. RefSeq lists its product as uncharacterized. The transcript has a single exon. Gene Ontology annotation, biological process: arachidonate secretion; phospholipid metabolic process. Gene Ontology annotation, molecular function: A2-type glycerophospholipase activity. The record is from RefSeq and is a predicted model, not a curated record. The coding region runs from base 162 to 731 and encodes 189 amino acids. Lineage: Eukaryota; Fungi; Chytridiomycota; Chytridiomycetes; Spizellomycetales; Spizellomycetaceae.
GCGUUCCACGACUCUGCUGACCACAGCAGGUUUUUGCUUAAAAACGACCACAAGAUUGUGUGCCGACCCUGCACUGACAAAGAAGGGAUUGGAUGAGUGACAAUCUUUCGAUGUUCGCGGGAGUACAAGUCCGCUGUCGUAUUGCAGGCAUAUAAAGGGCCAUGUCCCAGCGACUUCCCCUGCGUAUCGUUUGUCUGCGGGACAGGGCCUUGAACUGGACCUCAUCUAUACCCAUCAUGAUUCAUCGCUUCCUCAUAGCUCUCUUUUUAACGGUGUCUGUCCUCUGGGUCAACACUCUGGCCUCGCCCAUCCUUGAACGCCGCGACAAGGCCUCUCAGCUCGCCGCUUGGAGCCAGCCCACAACGGAAAGCUACAAUUCAUGGGCAAAGGCCCACGACAACCAAUCCUCGGCCCCCGAGUUCAACUGGCAAACAGACUAUUGCUCCAAAUCCCCAGAUCAGCCGUUUGGCUAUGACUUUCGCAUGGCUUGCUGGCGCCAUGAUUUCAACUAUAGGAACUAUAAAGCCAUUGGCCAGUUCACCCCCGAGAACAAAGCCAGGAUCGAUAAGGCCUUUUAUGAAGAUAUGAAGAGGGUUUGUGGAAGUAGUUCGACUUGCAAGGCCACUGCUUGGACCUAUUACCAGGCGGUCGUUGCCGCUGGCCUGCAGGCUAGUGCGACACAGUAUCAGUGUUUUCUGUAUGAUAAAAAUGGGCCUCCGUUGAAGAAGUAGUUUACUAGCGGAGGAAGCAAAGUGGGAGUAUGUGUUGUUCGUACAUAAUUAUAAAGUGCAGCAGGUAUGUGUGUAUUGGUUAGAAUAUAAUGUAGUUAUGAUAUCCUCUUGUAUGAGUUUUCAAAUCAAUUAGUUCUCGUCGUGCCUAAUGAUGUGGAUUCACACGCUGGGUACUCAUUCC